Molecule: messenger RNA, 1505 nt
Organism: Maniola jurtina (meadow brown)
Lineage: Eukaryota; Metazoa; Arthropoda; Insecta; Lepidoptera; Nymphalidae
Product: THAP domain-containing protein 2-like
Exons: 2
Coding region: 57-575 (172 amino acids)
Molecular function (GO): sequence-specific DNA binding
Source: RefSeq, a predicted model, not a curated record
CUCAUAUUCAUGCGUUUUAUAACCUUUCACAAAGUAAUUUUUAAUUUUCUCAAAAUAUGCCUCUUUGUGCUGUGCCAGGAUGUACUAACUCCGGUGUCCAUUUAUUUCCGAAGGAUCCAAAGUUAAAAAAACAGUGGGAGAAGGUUAUACGUCGCAAAAAUUUUGUGGCGACUUUGCAUAGCAGGUUGUGUCGGAAUCAUUUCCAAGAGUCUGAUUAUGUAGGAGAGUCAGCUUACACAGGAUAUCCUCAAAUAUGCAGGUAUUUAAAAAAGGGGACCAUACCAAGCAUAUUUCCUUGGUCCACCCAUGUAUCAGCAAUGCCUACAUCAAGAGCCCGUCGAUAUUUGGAAAGAAGCAGACGCCAAAUUGAUUUUAGUCAACCAACUGUGGAUGAAAGUAUUCCAGAACCCUCUACGAGUACUGAAAUAGAAAAACCUACAAUAAUAGAGUCCUCAACAGAAGACAUUACUCCAAAAGCAAUAUCUGUUAGCACUCAGUGUGGUAGUGCUUUGGGAAUAUUAGCACUAGAAGCUAUGAGAGGCAAUAAUAAAACUAUUCACGGUAAAAGGAUGUAGGCUUAAAAAGGCUAAAACCCAGAGCCGUUAAAGCUAGUUACAAAUUUUUAAAAAAUUAACAGGAGUGGCGGUAAAUCUAAAACUUUUCUACUCAAGUGGAAAGCAAAGAAUUUUGUAUUUUAUUAUUUUUGAGAACAAAAUUUUUGAAUUUCAAUAUAAAAUUGCUAUUGGUAUUCAUAAUCAUAAUUCAAGUCAAAGAUAUUAUGGUAAGUAUAAGUGAAAUAAAAUGAAGUAUUAAGAAAAAAUUGGAAUCGACCCAUAGCUAGAACAAAAUUUUUUUGAUCACAAACAUAUUUCGGAGAGAAAAUAAUUUUUUCUCAACUCAUUAUUCCUCUUUGAUAACAUUUGAUAUCACAUUUUGAACAGCGAAAUUGUUAAAACAUGGCAGACGAAAAGUUACCAGAGAAAAAUGAAUGCGUUCCGAAUAUUUUCGAGGCCAGCCCUGAAAAGCGAAAAAGAAAGAAAAAAGUGAUCCUAUAUGGGUUCCGUACACAAACAGACAAACAGACAAAAAAAAUUAAUUACAAUUUCGGGUUCGGCAUCGAUAUAAUAACAACCCCUGCUACUUUUUUUUUAUAUAUUUCCAUUGUACAGACACCACUUUUCUACAAUUUUAUUAUAUGUAUAGAUUAGUGUGAUAUAUACAAUUCAAUUUGUCCAUGUUCAUAAGAUUCAAUAAUCUUGUCAAGUAUUUUUGUUUUUCUUGUAUAGUUUGUGAUAAACAAGCUCUUUUGGACUUCCACAAAUCGCAUUUCUUUUGCUCUUUCUAGAAGUUUAUCCUGUUUAGGUAAAAUGUGCACCCAUGCUUUAGAACCAAAGACUCUUAAUCUCGAUAGAUUUUUUAACCAACUUCCAAAAAAGGAAGAGGUUCUCAAUUCGUUGGGAUCUUUUUUUAUUUUUUAUUUUUAUUUUUUAUGUAUGUUCCCCAAU